AUGCCUCGCUUUGCAAAGUGCCCACGCCUCACCCUGGAGCAAGAGUUUCAGGAUUCAGAUGGAACACAGCAGCUGAGUGCUGAAGAGGUUUCCACAGCUGAAGAGGAGAAGGAGAACAUUUCCACAGGCUUCUCUGGCCUGUCCUCCUGCUCUUUGCCUUUAACUCUUUCUGCUUCCUCCUCCUCUCCUGUGAUCCCUAGCACCCCAGAGACAGAUGAUAAACCUGCUGCUGGGCUACUGAAUCUUUCCCAUUGUCCUCAGACCUUUUACUCCUCUUCCAUUUCAUGCACUAUAUCAGAACAGCCCAGAAGCCUAGCUGAGGAGAGUUCAAGCACCUUGCAGGCCUCCCAAGACACUGAUUUCUUGCCCAAAGACUCAGUAGAAGAAAAGGUGACCAAAUUGAUGAAUUUCCUGAUUCUGAAAUAUCGAUUGAAGGAAGCUGUCACAAAAGCAGAAAUGCUCGAGUUUGUCAUUGAAGAAUACCAGGACCAAUUUCCUGGGAUCUUUGAGAGAGCCUCUAAGUGCUUGGAGGUGAUUUUUGGCAUUGACAUAAGGGAGGUAGACCCUCCUAGUGACUUUUAUGUCCUUGUCAACUCACUAGGCCUCACGUCUUGUGAGAUGUUGAGUGACGACUUUAAUAUGCCUAAAACCAGCCUUUUGAUAGUUAUCCUGGGUGUGAUAUUCAUAGAGGGUAACUGUGCCUCUGAGGAUAGUAUCUGGGAAUUCUUAAGUAUGUUGGGAGUGUAUCCUGGGAGGGAGCACUUCAUCUAUGGGGAGCCCUGGAAACUCAUCACCAAUGACUGGGUGCAGGAAAAUUACCUGGAGUACCGGCAGGUUCCUGAUAGUGACCCCCCAAAAUACGAGUUCCUGUGGGGACCAAGAGCCUAUGUUGAAACUAGCAAAAUGAAAGUUCUGGAAUUUUUGGCAAAGGUGAAUGAAAGUGAUCUCAUUUCCUUUACCUACUGGUAUGAUGAGGCUUUGAGAGACGAGCAGGAGAGAUCCCAGGACAAGGAAGGCCCUGUGGAUAGCAAUACUGCAUGUUCAUUGCUCAGCAAUGAUAAGCAGUUUGUCCUAUCCCAGGUGAAUAGUGAGGCAGAUCCUUCACCCAGUCUUUGGAGAGAGUGGUUGGAAGAAAGCUGUCAAGUUUCUAAAUAG
This is a messenger RNA of Lepus europaeus (European hare), 1155 nucleotides long. Its product is annotated as melanoma-associated antigen 10-like. The coding region runs from base 1 to 1155 and encodes 384 amino acids. Lineage: Eukaryota; Metazoa; Chordata; Mammalia; Lagomorpha; Leporidae. The transcript has a single exon. The record is from RefSeq and is a predicted model, not a curated record. Gene Ontology annotation, biological process: negative regulation of transcription by RNA polymerase II. Gene Ontology annotation, cellular component: nucleus.